AGAUUCUGUAUAUCCCAUUAAUGGAGCUACCCAAUAAUCUAAAGAUACUGUUAAUCCUAUUAUAAGUGAUCUUCCAAAUCUAGUUAGACUCGCAAUUUUAGAUUGUAAUGAUCUCCUUUUAUUUGGAUGAAAAAGUGUAUAACUAGUGCCUAGUAACAGCAAUCCUACAACGCUUUAAUGUUAUUCCCAGUUUCAUAAACAAUAGUUAAUUUACAUACCUGUACUAGUAUAUUUAAUUACUUUUUUCUUUGAUGAAUAAUUUACUUGUUUUGUAAUACUUAAUAAGUUAUAACGUAACAUUUGUUACAAUAGUAUUUAUUUUAAUUAUUUAUACAUAAAAUAGACAAAAGCCAAUAUGUAUAUAUGAAGUUUGACUUUUUUCAAGGACAUAUGAAAGCUGUCAUUUUUGAAAAGAGGUUAUAAAAGUUAAUAUCAUAAGCUCUUUAUAACUAUUUCUUAUAGUACUUUAUUUCUAUGAAAUAAUUUAUAAAACUAUAAAUGACGAAAAGAACAAUGUAUUAAUAUUGUACCUUUCGUUGUAUACAUCUAUAAAUAUACAUAUAUAUGUAUUUACGCAGCACCGUGAUCACGUGUUAUGACAUAUAUAUAUACUCCUAAGAGUAUACGCUGAUACAUAUGCAAUAUACUUUUUAUAUGUCCGUACUUUAUGCAAAACAUUUUGCGUGCUCGAACCACAGAAGUUAAAUCUAGAUAGAAAUAUGUUAAGAUUUCGUAAAUUAUUUCCAAAAAAAUCAUGUUCCAUUAUAGGAAUGAUACAUGUUGGUGCAUUACCUGGUACUCCUAAAUAUAAUGGAAAUAUGAGAGAAAUAAUAAAAAAUGCAUUGAGGGAAGCAAUGAUUUAUAAAGAUUGUCAAGUGGAUGGUAUUAUUGUAGAAAACAUGCAUGAUGUUCCAUAUGUUAAAUCUAAAGACAUAUCAUCUGAAAUUACAGCCAUGAUGACAAGAAUUUGUAUUGAAAUAAGGAAAUUAAUGCCUGAAAGCAUAGCUUGUGGCACACAGAUUUUAGCAGGUUGUAAUAAAGAAGCAUUAGCUGUUGCAAAGGCUGCUGAUUUUAAUUUUAUCAGAAGCGAAGGUUAUAUUUUUUCACAUGUUGCUGAUGAAGGUUUUAUGGAUGGUUGUUCAGGAAAUCUUCUUCGUUAUAGGAAAUAUAUUGACGCAAAUAAUAUUCUUAUUUUUGCAGAUAUCAAAAAGAAACAUAGUUCACAUGCAAUAACAUCAGAUAUCAACAUAUCAGAAACAGUCAAAGCUGCAGAAUUCUUUUUAGUCGAUGGAGUUAUAUUAACAGGUUGUGCAACUGGGGAUCCUGCAGAUGUACAAGAAUUGAAUGAAGUUAAAAAAGUGGCAAAAGGACCUGUUCUUGUUGGAUCUGGAGUUUCUAUUGAUAACAUAGAUCAUUAUAUGUCUUCAGACGCGGUAAUAAUUGGAACAAAUUUUAAGAUAAAUGGAAACUGGGAAAAUGCAGUUGCUAAAGAAAAAGUUGAUGACUUCAUGAGAAAAUUAGAAAAGAUACAAAGGCAAAAGUAUUAACACAAAUUGUUAAUUAAUGUCUUUAAUUUAUAUUAAUUAAUUCGUACUAUACAAUUUUAUACAAAUAAUAUUAAUUUAAAA
Messenger RNA from Vespa velutina, 1628 nucleotides. RefSeq lists its product as uncharacterized. The transcript is spliced from 6 exons. Lineage: Eukaryota; Metazoa; Arthropoda; Insecta; Hymenoptera; Vespidae. The record is from RefSeq and is a predicted model, not a curated record. The coding region runs from base 720 to 1547 and encodes 275 amino acids.